AUGAUCAUUCACAUCACUAUCCUCAUUAUCAUAAUUGCUAUCGCAGGAGUUCUCAAGUCGGUUUCAGACACACCACCUACUCAUUUCACCCUCAAAAUUCAAUUAUUUUCAUUACUAACAAAGAACAACAUUGAGAGAUACACUUCAGGUGAUUUUGAAGCUGCAGGUUAUAAAUGGUACUCUCUCUCCCUCCCUCUCCCUCUGAAGUUGGUUCUUCACCCAAAUGGAAAUAGGAGCAAAAAUAUUAAAGAUCACCUCUCUUUCUACUUGAUGAUGUCGGAAGCUAGUUCAUUGCAUCCUGGUUGGGAGGUGCAUGUUGUUUUUCGACUGUUUUUGCUUGAUCAGAACAAGGACAACUACUUAACACUUGAAGGUGUCAUCUCCAAUUCAGCAAUAGUGUUACAGUUUUAUAUAAUGGGAAAGGGAAGACGCUUUUAUGAGAUGAAGCUGGAAUGGGGUUUUGAUCGGUUCAUCCCUCUUACUGCAUUUACCAAUCCUGAUAAUGGGUAUCUUGUCAACGACACUUGUGUAUUUGGAGCAGAGGUCUUUGUCUAUCAUAAGAAAGAGUCAUUAUUGAUGGUGAAGGACGCUAUUAAGUGCAAGCACACUUGGAAAAUUGAGAGAUUUUCAAAGUUAGACAAAGAGUGUAAAGACUCUGACACAUUCAAUGCUGGAGAUCAGAAAUGGAAGAUACAACUAUAUCCAAAGGGAAAUGGCAGUGGCAUAGGAACUCAUAUAUCUCUGUAUCUGGCUUUGGCUGAUCCCACAACCCUUCCUCCUGGCUCAAAAUUAUUUGCAGAGUUCAUAUUGCGUGUGCUAGACCUAAAGCGUGACAAUCAUGAGUUCAUAAAAGGGACUUACUGGUUCAGUGCAUCAAGCCAACAAUGUGGUUGGCCUCAAUUCAUGUCACUCAGUUAUUUAAAUUUAUUAAACUACAAGUUUCUGCUAAAUGACACUUGCUGGGUGGAAGCAGAAGUCAUUGUCCAUGGGGUGGCUGGUGCAAAGUAA
Messenger RNA from Ilex paraguariensis (yerba mate), 1008 nucleotides. The record is from the annotation of a GenBank genome assembly. Lineage: Eukaryota; Viridiplantae; Streptophyta; Magnoliopsida; Aquifoliales; Aquifoliaceae.